Molecule: messenger RNA, 2653 nt
Organism: Colias croceus (clouded yellow)
Lineage: Eukaryota; Metazoa; Arthropoda; Insecta; Lepidoptera; Pieridae
Gene: nan
Product: transient receptor potential cation channel subfamily V member 5
Exons: 16
Coding region: 92-2629 (845 amino acids)
Biological process (GO): calcium ion import across plasma membrane
Cellular component (GO): membrane
Molecular function (GO): calcium channel activity; protein binding
Source: RefSeq, a predicted model, not a curated record
CAAUAUUUAAUGGAGAUACAGAGAAUUCUUUAAUACGGAAAAACGUAUUUCUUCGAAAUAUAUAAGUGGGACUCUAUUUUAUUGAGUAAAUAUGGGAAAUACAGAGAGUAAUGUAACAAGUGGUGUAAAGAAGCAAGCUGGAACGUCUGAACAGAAGUUGUAUAAACUGAUUGAUCUGAAAGGUGGCGGACUCCUAGUGGAUAUGAUGAAACGUGCAGUACAAAAUAAACAAUACGCGGAGAUUGAUCACGCUAUAAAAACAAAAGUAGAGCCAUUUUUGUAUAAUAAGGGUAAAGGCAGGUACAUACCAAUAUCACAUCUUGUACUACUUAGGAACAAGGAAAGACCAAGGCAUAAACUGUUACCUCCACUAAGGCAUAUGGAGAACCCUGACGAAGAAUUUGAUAUAGAGAAAGAUUGGCCUGUAGUGACACGAGAGGAGUACGAUGCAAAUCCUACUGGUUAUAGAGAACUAUGCUGGGAUUUAAAGGAGCGCGGUGCCGUGGGUGAGACAAUUCUGCACCUUUGUUUGCUGAACGCUACAUCGCUGUUGGCUGAUUUAGCUAAAAGGCUGCUUCGCUUCUAUCCAAAGAUGAUCAACGACAUCUAUAUGAGUGAUGAAUAUUAUGGCGAAAGUGUGCUUCACAUGACGAUAGUGAACGAGGAUCCGACAAUGGUGAAGUUCCUUCUAGAUGCAGGGGCAGAUUACCAUGAACGUUGUUUUGGCAAUUUCAUGUGCCCCGAGGAUCAGAAGGCGUCUCGGUCGGAUUCAUUUGAUCACGAAUGGGUCAAUGUUCAACCGGAUACUAAUUAUGAAGGAUAUGUAUAUUGGGGGGAGUACCCAUUAAGUUUUGCAGCUUGCCUCGCUCAGGAAGAGAGCUAUAGACUUAUCUUGGCCCGAGGAGCAGAUCCUGAUAAGCAAGAUACAAAUGGAAAUACUGUUUUGCAUAUGUUGGUUAUUUAUGACAAAGUGAAUACAUUUGACAUGGCAUACGAAGUAGGUGCUUCUCUAAACAUCAGGAAUGUUCGUAACCUUACACCUUUGACGCUAGCAGCAAAACUGGCUAGGACAGAACUCUUCUUUCACAUCCUGAAUAUAGAAAGAGAAAUCUAUUGGCAAAUUGGUGCUACGACUUGCGCUGCUUACCCUUUGGGGCAAGUCGACACUAUUGAUACUGAAACGGGACUAAUCAGUAAGGAUUCAGCAUUGAAUUUGGUUGUGUUUGGGGAAAAAGAUGAGCAUCUGGAACUUCUUGAGGGAAUGCUAAUUGAUCUUCUAAAGACCAAAUGGAACACCUUCGUGAAGUUUCGUUUCUACCGCCAGUUCAUACUCUUCGCUUGCUAUUUCCUUGUAUCUCUCGUUUGUUUUACUUUGAGACCAGGACCACCUGACAAAGUUACUACUAAUACCACUGUUAUUAAUACUACAGUAGCAACUGUUGCUAACGAAAUAGAAAUAGCUAUGGAUGUUGAUAAUUGUUCGAUAGCUCAUAGUGCAAUAGACCGUAAUGUAGAAGUCUUCAAUGGAACAAAACCGAAUAGCAAUCGUUGUGGGCAUUUUAAAAGUCACCCGAAAGAGAAAGACAAGCCCACAGAACCUCCCAGAGAGACAGACAUGGAGGGAUGGUGGGAAGAUCUCACUGAAGAUUGUAGGUUGAUGAACUUUGAUACUUGGCAAGCGAAGGUUAGAAUCUGUACAGAAUUGUUAUUAUGGUUUGGAGCUUUAAUUUACAUUGGGGCUGCUUUGCGCGAAGCCAGGUUUCUUGGUCUGAAGAUGUUUUUUGAGAACCUCAGUACUGUACCAUCAAGGGUGAUGUUCCUAUUCUCGUGUAUUUUGAUGGUGGUGUUGCCAACACUGCGGCUGUGGUGCGCGGACGAGGCGGAAGACCACCUCGCUGUUAUUAUCAUGCUCACUACAGCUCCGUACUUCUUGUUCUUUUGUCGAGGGUUCAAAACAGUCGGACCAUUCGUCGUGAUGAUAUACAGGAUGGUGAUGGGAGACUUGUUGCGUUUCGUUUGCAUUUAUCUUGUGUUUGUUAUGGGAUUCUCCCAAGCGUACUAUAUCAUAUUUCUAUCAUUCGACAACCCUAACACACCAGAGGGAGUGGACGACUCGGUAUCGAACCCUAUGCCUUCGCCAAUGGAGAGUAUAAUGGCAAUGUUCCUCAUGUCUCUGACGUCUUUCUCUGAUUACUUCGCGGCGUUUGAUAGAACUGCGCAUGAAGUAGAGGCUAAGCUUCUAUUCGUAAUCUACAUGAUAUUAGUAGCAGUGUUACUAGUAAACAUGCUGAUCGCCAUGAUGGGUAACACGUAUCAGAAGAUCGCAGAGACCCGUAACGAGUGGCAACGACAAUGGGCUCGGAUCGUCCUAGUGGUGGAGAGGGGGGUGCCACCCGCGCAGAGGUUGAAGCAGUUGAUGACGUACAGCCAGCCGAUGGCCAAUGGGAAACGGGCUUUAGUGUUAAGGAUCAAUCAGAAGGACGAAGACAAAGAAGAAAUGAAGGAAAUAUUAGAGAUGAAGCGCACUCAUCAACGAAUCGUCGCAAAGAGAAAGCAACGCGAGCACGACUUGAAAAACGCAAAAGGCCCCAUUGUACCGGUUGUUCGAAAUUAUCCUCUUAGAAAAUAAGUAAUUGAAUAUCAUUGCAUACGA